AUGCUCAUAACGUCUCCCCUCUUCCUCGCGGUAACCGCCUUACUAGCCGUGACCAUUUUCCUGGUCCGUCGCCUGUCGUCGCCGCUAUGGAAGCUCCCCGGCCCGACAAUCUCGAGGUUCACAUCCCUCGAGCUGCGAUGGAACGAGAUCAAGGCCAACCGCACAAUGUACAUCCACAGCCUCCACCUUCGCUUCGGACCCGUGGUGCGCGUCAGCCCCCACGAGGUGUCCUUUACCUCCUGGCCUGCCCUCAAGGAGAUCUACACGUCUGGCGGGAGCGGCUACGACAAGUCGGAGUUUUACAACCUAUUUACCGUGUUUGGGAGGAGAACCAUGUUCUCUACGCUUGUCAAGGCAGACCAUACAAAGAGAAAGAGACUCCUCGCUGAUCGAUAUGCCAACACCAACAUUAUGCGUGGACCUGCCAUUGCCGGAAUCCAGGAACGAUCUAGCAUCUUCCUUCAUCGUUGCACGAGCGCAGGCACCAGGGCUCAUGAUGUUUUUGUAAACCGCCUCAUCUCGUACUACUCGCCAAGGCUGUACAACCUCGUCUCGGGCAUCAUCUACCUUUUCGCCAAAUCUCGCGACAUCUCCCUGGCAAGCACCUACGUGACGCAGACGAGCCAGGCGACCGACCCAGCGACCUUUACCCUCAUGGGGCGUCUGAUGGGCGAGAAGGGCGGCAGCUUAGACAGCACGACAGCGGCGGCCGAGUGUCUGGACCACAUGGUUGCCGGCAUCGACACGACGGGCGACGGGCUGUGCUUCCUCAUGUGGGAGCUCUCGCAGCCGCGCAACGCCAGCAUCCAGCGCAGGCUGUGCGAGGAGCUCCGCACCGCCCCGUCCGACGUGCCGCUCGACCAGCUCCCCUUCCUCGAUGCGGUCGUCAACGAGGGUCUCCGGUGCUUCCCCCCAAUCCCCAUGUCGCUGCCGCGUGUGGUCCCCGGUCCCGGCGGCCGCGCCAUCGACGGCCUCUGGCUGCCCCAGGGCACUGUCGUCAGCUGCCAGUCUUACUCUGUCCACCGUCUCAACCAGGAUGCCUUUCCCGAGCCGCAGAGGUUCAACCCUGACCGAUGGUUGGCUGCUGAUGGGGACACGGAGAGGCGUCGCCUCAUGUUUUCCUUUUCCAACGGUGGUAGAGGAUGUGUUGGGAAGCACCUCGCUCUCGCCGAAAUGAAGACGUUGCUGUCCGACGUCUACUCUAGCUAUUCGACUACGCCGCACGUGUCCAUGACUGAGGACGACAUGAUCAUGUCGGACCAGCUCAUCUCGUCACAGCCAAAGGGUCGACGAUGCCUGCUGCACUUUAACAAGCUUGACCCACUGCAAGCCACGGCAUAA
Messenger RNA from Geosmithia morbida, 1341 nucleotides. RefSeq names its product Cytochrome P450. The record is from RefSeq and is a predicted model, not a curated record. The coding region runs from base 1 to 1341 and encodes 446 amino acids. NCBI's taxonomy places the organism in Eukaryota, Fungi, Ascomycota, Sordariomycetes, Hypocreales, Bionectriaceae. Gene Ontology annotation, molecular function: iron ion binding; monooxygenase activity; heme binding. The transcript has 5 exons.